CAAUGGGUCGGUGCUCUUAUUGGCCAACGGAAACAAAUCGCGUCCCUUUGGAGAAGUCAGGCUUGACUUCCGUCGACGAUCUACAAGGUUGCGUAUUUACUAGAUUACACGACUCGUAGAGACGGCGACUGAUUGAACCCUUAAAAUAUUUUCUAAAAUGAAGAUCAUAGGAGCUGGACUGCCUAAAACAGGCACCAAGUCUUUAGCGAGUGCUUUGAUGCAUCUUGGCUAUAAUGUGCAUGACCAUCCAGAGCAAAUACAGUUUCACUGUGAUGAAUAUAUUGCUGCUUUCGAAGGACAGAUGCCAAACUUUGAAGAAAUGUACGCAAAUGUCGAUGCCACAACAGAUUUACCGGCAAGUAUAUUUUACAAAGAGAUCUUCAAAGCUUUUCCUGAUGCCAAGGUUAUUUUGUCAGUUCGAGAUGAUGAGGAGUCCUGGCGCAGAAGUUUACUGAAGACUGUCGGCGUUGUUUCAUCUAUGACCAACAAUCCCUUAUUAAUUGUAUGCAGGACUUUAACACCAACUGGAAGAAAAUACAGUCGCAUUCUGCGUUUCAUUAUGAAUUACCUCAAGAAUGAAAUUGACUACACGAAGCACAAUGGUGACGUCAUGGCAAACAUCCCGGCGAAGCAACUGCUUGUGUUCAACCCCAAGGACGGGUGGGAGCCGCUAUGCGCCUUCCUGGGUGCUGAAGUGCCCGCUAUUCCAUACCCUCGAGUAAACGUGAAUUCAACUGCCAUACCAAGUAUAUUUAAGAACAGUUGGCACGUGCGACGAAUGAAGAGAGAGCUAGCGGUGAUGAUGGCGGUGUUUGUAGUGUUACUUGGCUGCACAUGCGCGUUGCUCUCGUUGCCAUCUUCAGUUUGAAAUAAACAAAGUAUUGCCCGUUUUGUUAGUUUUGUCCAGGACGCCGUCCCGAAGGUUUCGUGCGCUUUUAGCCACGGAUCAAUACCCUUGCAAAAGUCUUUAUUUGUAAAUGUCGAUUCGCAGUGAUUACGUAAGAAGGUUUGCUAAAAAGCGUAUAAAUGCAUAAAUGUAUAUUCGAAUUCUUAAGAUACUUAACAAAUCAUCACUAGAAGUAUAUAUGAUGGCAUAAUUUACAUCUGGUGGUGUUCUCGGGGGAAUAUCGGGGUAAUUAUCGCUUAUAGAUGUCUCGUGUUCGUGUGCCUUGUAUGAAUGUCGAUGUCAAAUAAAAAGUUCGCGCUCCGACGCGUAGAAAA
Messenger RNA from Nematostella vectensis (starlet sea anemone), 1221 nucleotides. RefSeq lists its product as uncharacterized. The transcript has a single exon. The record is from RefSeq and is a predicted model, not a curated record. NCBI's taxonomy places the organism in Eukaryota, Metazoa, Cnidaria, Anthozoa, Actiniaria, Edwardsiidae. Bases 158 to 868 code for a protein of 236 amino acids.